This is a messenger RNA of Adineta ricciae, 1062 nucleotides long. The record is from the annotation of a GenBank genome assembly. NCBI's taxonomy places the organism in Eukaryota, Metazoa, Rotifera, Eurotatoria, Adinetida, Adinetidae.
AUGCGGGUUCUUAUUGUCGGGUGUGGAAAUAUGGGUACAGCCCACGCCAAAGCUUAUUCCCUGCUGCCAGAGAUUCAACUUUGUGGAUUGGUUUCUACUGGAAGAAGUAAAGACGUACUUAACGAAAAAUUAGGUGGUGGUCAUCCUUUAUUCAACGAUAUUAAUACUGCCUUGGAAAGCACGAAGCCAGAUGUUGUUUGCAUUUCAACUUAUCCUGACACGCAUGAAGCCUUGGCUAUCAUAGCACUUGAGCAUGGCUGUCAUGUGUUUAUUGAAAAACCGCUUGCUGAUACAGUAGAAGGUGCCAAACGAGUCGUCGAAGCAGCUGAAAAGGCCGGAAAAAAGCUUGUGGUUGGAUAUAUCUUACGGCAUCAUCCUUCCUGGAAGAAAUUCGUGGAAUUAGCCCAAACAUUAGGUAAACCAUUAGUGAUGAGAAUGAAUCUAAAUCAACAAAGUCAUGGUCAGAUGUGGAUAGUCCAUAAAAAUUUAAUGAAAAGUUUGAGUCCAAUUGUCGAUUGUGGAGUGCAUUACAUUGAUAUUAUGUGUCAAAUGAGCCGUUCAAAACCUGUUCAAGUCAACGCCAUUGGUGCACGAUUAACUGAUGAUAUACCGGACAGUAACUACAAUUAUGGACAAUUACAAAUUCGAUUUGCAGACGGAUCGGUCGGCUGGUAUGAAGCCGGUUGGGGUCCAAUGAUGAGUGAAACUGCUUUCUUCGUAAAAGAUGUCAUUGGACCUAAAGGUUGUGUAUCUAUUGUUGCCAAGAACGCUGGAGCCGACGGAAAAUCAGAUAGUGUGGACAUGCAUACUAAUGCUGAAUCUCUUCGAAUCCACCAUGCUGCGUUGAAUGACAGUAACCAGUUCUUGCAAAAUGAUACUUGGAUUGAUUUGCAAGACGAGCCAGAUCAUCAAGAAUUGUGCAGACGCGAACAACAAUACUUGUUGAAAGCCAUUCAAGAUGAUCUUGAUUUGACCGAACAUCUACAAGAUGCUGUCAGCAGUUUACAGGUCGCUUUGGCGUGUGACGAGUCUGUGCGAAGUGGAUUGCCAGUUUAUUUGUAG